Xenopus laevis (African clawed frog) is the source of this 4453-nucleotide messenger RNA. It is a transcript of the gene samd11.S, whose product is annotated as sterile alpha motif domain containing 11 S homeolog. The record is from RefSeq and is a predicted model, not a curated record. The coding region runs from base 845 to 3496 and encodes 883 amino acids. The transcript is spliced from 14 exons. Gene Ontology annotation, molecular function: DNA binding. Gene Ontology annotation, cellular component: nucleus. Lineage: Eukaryota; Metazoa; Chordata; Amphibia; Anura; Pipidae.
CUAGGGAUUCCGCACGAAGACUCUCCGGCAUGAGGGAGUAACCGGCAGGCUCAGCAGGGCCACAGUAGGAGCAACCAGGGCGCGCCAAGCAUGUCGUCCGUCACACAACCCCCUCGUCUCCCCCUGUCCCCUCCCGCUGCCGCCAGUGAUGUUUAAAUGGGCCAAGUUGGGAGAAGCGGCGGAGAAGGCAAAUGUUGUUCGGUCAGAGAGUGUGUGAAGUCCAGUGUGUGACAUGUAGUAUAGAGGGAUCCCCCGGCAGCCCCUAAGCACCAGGGACAUGUGCUAGUGAGACUGGGGAGGCAGCAGAUCCCUCACCCCAGGGACAGCAGCUCCCUCACAUGUAAUCAUCAUCAUCAUUAUUAUUAUUAUCCUCCUCAUUAAUAGGCAGACUGGCGGCAGCAGGUGGAUGAGGGGACUCACAGUAGCCACUAGCCGAAACGGCUUCAUUUGGCCACAGGGUCAGCCAAGGGGCAGUGGCAAGGCGAGAGGGGGAGGGGACAUUGCGUGCCAAGGCCAGAGGAGCUUAAAGGGGCAUAAGGGCACAGGGAGGUGAGUAGGGGCCACUGGGCCCCACGUUGCACUUUUCAUCAUUGGGGGGGCGAGGUUGGUUGAUCGGGGGAUCAAUAAGAAUUUCCAGAAGCAAAUACACACACACACGAUGAAGUCUCCGGCGGCUCAGCCCUCUCCAGCAUGUCAAGUGUCAGGCACAUGAGCAGCAGCUCAGGAGUUGCACUGAAGCCCGACACUCGCUGCUAGCAAAAGUCGCCGCUACCUACAAAGCACAAAGUCGCACUUACAGCAGAAGGUGCCAUUGCCGCGGACUAGGGGGCAACGCGGGGACACCAUGCCGGCUAUCAAGAAAGAGAGACCGGACCGAGAGGAGCUAGCCCUCGCAGCCUUCAACCAGCCCAUGGACUCCAUCCCGGGUUACCUCGCAGCCGCUAUCCCGGUAGUGACUCCGCACCCGCCAGUUUACGAGCACCUCUUCUCCCCCCACCGAGCCUACCUGGGCUUGCCCGAGCCCCACCACCACCCCCCGCUGCCCGAUGACAUGAUGCUCGAGAGGUUCUCCUCCAUCCCGGACUUCCAGCCGCUCUUUGAUCAGGGGGAGCCCUGCAUUGAGGUGGAGUGUGGGGAGAACAAGGCUCUGCUCUACAUCCAGAAGUUGUGCCAAGGGAGCAAAGGGCCCUCCAUCCGAUACCGAGGAGAGUGGCUCACCCCUAACGAGUUCCAGUUUGUCAGCGGCCGGGAGACGGCGAAGGACUGGAAGCGGAGCAUCAGACACAAAGGGAAAAGUUUGAAGACUCUUAUGUCCAAAGGAAUCUUGCAGGUACAUCCUCCAAUCUGUGAUUGCCCUGGUUGUCGAAUUUCGUCUCCAGUGAACCGGGGUCGUCUAGCUGAGAAAAGGACCAUUCCUCUGCCACCGGGCAGGAUACCCAAAAAGGAGCCUUGCUCAGUGUUCUCCAUAGGAGAGGAUAGUCCCAAGGGGAAUGGAGAACACCCGUCUGUGAAACUGGAAGAGGAUCUGCAUAUCAGUAUCAUGAAAAGAAGGAUACGGGCGCACUGGGACUUAAACAUCUCCUUUCAAGACAACUCUUGCAGCCGUGAAAGUGAUCUUUCCAGCAUCAUCACAAGCCUUCAUCAGAACCACCAGCUUGUAAUGCCAGAAAACCAGAGCAAAAGAAACAGUAACCAGCUCAACUUCCCAUCUACAGAUGACUUUUUAGGCAAGAAGAGAGAAUGCUCCCCCAACAGUAACAGCGAGUGCCCUCUGGAAAGCAAGAAAGCCAGAAGCGAGUCUCCGAAGGAAACCUCCCAGACUCCUCUGCUGGAGGAACGGUUGGCGCAAAUGACACCCGAAGAGCAUUACAGACGCAUGAUGUCAGCACUUAACGAGCAUGGCAGCUUUGAAGAGCAGCAGCAACGCCUUUACCAGCUGGCAAACACAAUGGCAGUGCCAACUCACAGUGAUCUGCUCCGGGCUCGUCAAGAAGUUGCAGCAGCUGUGGUGAGAAAUCCAGCAGCUAUGGAAGCUCAUAUUCCAUCUUCCAGUAACUCUUCGAGUCAGCGGCGGAAGCAGGGCCUGCCACAGCAUCGGGACACCUCCCACUUCUCAGACAGAGAGAUGUCACACCCACCUCCCCUGCUGUCACCACAGAAUGCCCCCCACAUUGCGUUGGGUCCGCACUUACGACCCCCUUUCCUUGGUGUCCCCUCAGCUUUGUGCCAGAAUCCAGGUUAUGGGUUCCUUCAACCAGCACAAGCUGAAAUGUUUGCACGGCAGCAGGAGAUGUUAAGAAAACAAAAUCUGGCCAGACUUGAGAUGUCUGCAGAAAUCAUCCGUCAGAAGGAACUGGAGAAUCUACACCGCCAGAGGCUUUUGGCUGGAGAUCCUUUGACACUUCAUCCUGGGUUACCACCUGAUCACCCUGCUCUGAGGAAUGUGCAUGAACUCCCUGAGGGUCACCCGCUGAGAGAGGAGUUAUCCCGUAGGAAUGCAAUGUUGGUCCUCCGACACAACAAUACACCGCUCUUAUCCCUUAACCAUCAAGGUGUCUCCAGUGUGCCACCACCCAAAGAAUCUGGGAGUGGCAGGAGAUCAAGUCGUAAAUCAGUACAUCACCGAAACGAACCACAAGCAAAUCAGGGAGAAGCCAAGGAGCUCUUGGACCAGCACAGUCGGGAUGGGGCCUCUGAGGGAAUUGAUGAGGAGAUGAAGGAUUCAGAGAGUGAAGCAGAAGAAAAAGCAGAUAGCCUCAGAACCGAUCGAGGUGCCUCCUCAUCUUCUCAUGAACUACAGGAAAGUAAAGACACUCUCAAAGUAUCAGAGUCCAUAAAGGAGUCAAAUGAUGCCCACACUCACCAAAGCUUGCCCUUUGGUCCAUCAGAAUCCCCCACCCACCUUUUGGGACCAGGAAUUAACAAGAGUGAAAGCAAGUAUUUGCCACCAAGCACAGUGCCACCACCUCAGUCACUCCCUUUUGGAUUUCCGUAUGUUGUCAAUCCUUAUUUUCACACAGGUGCCAUGGGGGGGCUCUUCCUGGAUGGGGAAGAAAGUGUUGUGCUGGAGGACCUCAACAAAUGGACAGUAGAGGAUGUGUGCAGCUUUGUGGGCAGCCUGUCUGGCUGUGCUGAAUACACACAGGUUUUCCGGGAGCACUGUAUAGAUGGAGAAACGCUUCCUCUGCUGACUGAAGAACACUUACUAAACAACAUGGGACUGAAACUGGGCCCUGCAUUAAAGAUCCGAGCACAGGUCGCCAAGAGAAUUGGACGAGUCCUAUACAUGGCCAGCUUUCCAGUGGCCUUUCCAUUGCAGCACCCGGGUUUGCGACCAGCAGAAAGAGACCUUGGGGCAGGCGAGAUCCGACCACCCUCUACUGGAAGUGCUGGUUCCCCAUAUGGCAGCACCCUUCUGCCCCCAAGCCGUAUCUCACCGAAGCAUGAGAAUGGAGGCACUACUUACAUAAAUGAACCUGCUAAAUCCCUCUCCUAACUCUGGAUAUAAAAUGACCAGGUUGUUAAAGCUCUGUUUUGCUGGAGCUUGGAGCACAAAGGGGAUUUGCUUUAGGGUACCAGGGGGUCCCUUAUGCUGCUUGAAACACUGAGAUGUAACUCUUCUAGAGGACAGAUAACUUGCUAUCGGUCUUGGCAAGCCCAAACGUCCCUAAAGACUUAGUGGGGGGAAGAGACAAAUAGAUAAAUAUAUGUAUGUAUGUAUGUAUAUAUAUUUUUAUUUCAAUGUAUAGCUUUGUAAAGAGAUUAAAGCUAAAUUAGAGGGGCUGGUGGGAAAAAAAUGUAAAAUGAUAGCUAUACCUGGAUAAAUGGCAAAUGGGGCAAGGCAGAGUUAACCAAAGGUGUAACAAUAAGAUCUCACCAUACGGACCUGUGAGUACAUUGCAGUUACAGUGUGGGAUAAUAUUCUCCUGUCCAUGUGUGGGUAGGGCAUGUAAAGCUUUGCUAUGAUUUCUGGUGACUUCUUGUUACAGCCUGAAACCUAAUAAUAAUCAGCCAUAAGAACAGAUAUUCUGUCAAGACAUCCCAUCCCCGAGCUGUUGGUUAGAUGUCUGUAUAUUAUGGUAAGGGGAUAAAGAACCAAAGCAGGAUCCCAUGAAGCCUAUCUGGUGUCAGCAGAAGAUAUCAGAGAGAAUAAUAGGGUGGCCUUUUUCUCUGUAAAGGAGUGACAUUCAGUUGUCCCUUUAGUCUGUUUCCCAUCUAUGCAUCUCCAGCAACUUUCUAUUGUACCAAAGAAAAUAACACGCUGCCUUGUCCCCUUGGCAGCUGCUACAGUGGUGAAUUGGUCUCUCUUUGGUUGGUGCUGCUUAAAGGGAUUUUAUUUCCUGUCAAUGUUUAUGCCCCGCCCAGUGUUAGAUAACGAUUGGAUUCUUUAAUGGACCUUCCAAUGCCAUCUUGCUUCUGCCUUUGCUUUGCCUAGUUAUACUUAUACAGAGGA